This is a messenger RNA of Wyeomyia smithii (pitcher-plant mosquito), 1914 nucleotides long. RefSeq names its product inhibitor of growth protein 3 (gene Ing3). Gene Ontology annotation, biological process: regulation of DNA-templated transcription. The coding region runs from base 152 to 1711 and encodes 519 amino acids. NCBI's taxonomy places the organism in Eukaryota, Metazoa, Arthropoda, Insecta, Diptera, Culicidae. The record is from RefSeq and is a predicted model, not a curated record. Gene Ontology annotation, cellular component: NuA4 histone acetyltransferase complex. The transcript has 5 exons.
UUCAGCUGUCAAUAAGGUGAAAAUAAAAAACCAAAACAACACCCAGCCCAAGCGGAGACGGUCCGAGUGCGUUUUUCAGCUUUUAUGCAGUGAAAUAGUGCUGCUCUCAACUUAAUUCCGCCGUCAAAUCGUUCUUCACAACUGCCACAAGAUGCUGUAUCUGGAGGAUUACCUUGAAAUGAUUGAACAUUUGCCCCAGGAACUUCGAGAUCGAUUUACGGAAAUGCGCGAAAUGGAUCUCUCAGUGCAGAACAACAUGGACUCGCUGGACAAACGGGUCCGCACGUUGUUUCAGCAGUGCCGUCGGGGUGAACUGGCUGGCGUCCAGGCCGACUCGGAAUUCCACUCGAUCCGUAAGGACUACUAUCGGGUGCUGGAGGAUUCGGAUGAGAAGGUACAGCUCGCGGGGCAGAUGUACGAUCUGGUGGAUCGGUAUCUGCGUCGGUUGGACAGCGAACUGUACAAGUUCAAGUGCGAACUGGAGGCUGAUCAUAACGGAAUUACGGAGAUCUUGGAGAAACGUUCACUAGAGCUGGACACAUCGACUAGCAACGGUGGAUUGAAUCAGAAGGAAAAUCGUUAUUUUGAUACGCUGCCUGGUUUAUCCGGUGGAAGCGUGGGAGGAGUAGCUGGUAUCGCUGGUUCGAGUGCUGCUCGAGUCGAUCGCUACAAGGUUAAACCAGAGAAAAGGCGAGACAGUGUUGGAAUGUCGGUUCUGGGUGGACCUCCACCAGAGAAAAGACCUACACUACCAGCUAGCAGCAGUACGGUUAACAGCAGUUCUCCAGUUGUACGGCCAACGACUCCAAGCUUGGGCACAACCUCCAGUGGACCGUACCACAUGUUGUCUUCUUCGGGCUCGAGCACCCCAAAUGCAACUGCUUCGGUGGCCUAUAAUUUACAGCAAUUCGGCGCUGGUAAUGCAAUAGCCGCCGCCGCUAGUCAGGCCAUAGCUCAAACUCAACAAAUGCAACAGGGUCGACGAACCGCCAGUCUGAAGGCUUCAUAUGAAGCUAUUCAUGGCGCGGGAGCUACCGGAGCAGGCCCUCAUGAUUUGCUCAUCAACCGAGAACUGGCCGGAGCCACACAUAAUGCGCUACAAGCUGUUGAGCGCGAAACAAGCAAUGCAUUCUCCAAUCACCAACGGCGUCAGCACAAGAAAAAACUAACGGCUAAUACUUCUGCAGCAGCCACACUGUUACAAGCACAUCAAAAGCAGCAGCACUCUGUCACCCUUAAUCCUAACUUGUCCUCCUCGUCUCUAGAUCUGUUGGAAUCGGCCGGCAGCGGUAGCACCGGUAGCAGUGUUGUUUCCAGCCUCCUGUCUGGAGUUCCGGGUGGACCGUCGGUUGCUUCCACGAGUGUGGGAACAUCCAGACCGCCCAGUUCCAGUUCUAGUAGCGGUCCUCCUCCGAUGAGUGCUGCUGGGUUGGGGCUGUCGCUUUCACUGGGUACCGGAGCAGUUCUUAACGAGAACGGUAUGGUCGUAGAGCAAACGCCCGAAGGCGAAUGGACAUACGAUCCGAAUGAGCCGCGUUAUUGCAUCUGUAAUCAGGUGUCGUAUGGCGAUAUGGUGGCAUGUGACAAUGAAGAUUGUCCAUUCGAAUGGUUCCACUAUCCGUGUGUGAAUAUUACAUCCUCACCGAAGGGCAAGUGGUAUUGCCCUCAAUGUAGCAGCUCGAUGAAACGGCGCGCCUCGCGGAAGAACUAAGGUGUUGUUUUCAAAUUUCCGGCAUGAUACGCUAAUUACGAGCUAAGCUUUCAUACUCUACGCUGGUACGGAACACAAAGGCAUGUGUGUAUGCAUCCAACACGACGUAUUUAUAUAUUUGGUCGGCUCGAAGCAAGAUCUGUUUGCUUCUAGCCAGCAAAAUUCUUUAUAGCGGAAUUAUAAACCUAAUUAUUAAUGGUGCA